AUAGUUCUUAAAAUUUAUAUAAAUUGAAGACCCAAUUAUUAAUUCUGAAAGGUUAGGAUACGGGUGGAGGUAGCGACUGAAGAGUUGGGUGUUCUUUGCAAGGUUUUAUUUUCCUGAUCCCUAUCUCACGUUAACCCACCUCUCUCUCUCCUGCUCGCCGCUGCUAAGUCUUGGCCUUCCCACGAACUCAUCUGACUCUCUUCCAAACACUUCUAUCUGUUGCCGAGAUCGUGCUGCGCCCAUUCAUUUUUUAGAUUCCCGAGGUUUUGAUUUUUUCUUUGUUUUCUUGGUUUAUGUUAGUCUAUUCUGGAGACAUUACCCAAACACAUGGAAUGUUUUCAGAUAAUCCUUACAAAUUCAGGGUUCCAAAUGGAAAGUAGAACAUAUAAUAUGUAGCCUUUAAGAAGGCAAUGGCUUUAACAUAUUAACUGUUUUGCUAACUCAUAAUUUGCUAAUUGUUUGCAAAUGUUAUGAAGGUUUUACUGAAGUAGUAUUUUGAAGAAACGAUUUGAAGUCUGACCUGAGAAGGUUUAAGUUUGGAGAAGAGUGAGGUGUUCGUAACUAGUACCAGUGCAAUUUUCCCUGAAAAAGUCUUUUUGUGGCUGGGUUUUUUCAUGGCAACCAACUCCUAUAAAAGAUCACAUGAAUAGACGUGGGCUGUUGUCUUGUCAAACAUGGGGGACAUCUCAUGUGCUAACAAGAGAAUGCUUUUCUGAUGAUUCUACCAUUGCACAAGAAGUUGUGUGUCGUCUUCUUCCGGUUUUCCUGUUUACAGGUUUCUUCUAAUUCAGCUUCUAGAUGUAAUUUUCUUCCAUUUUUUCUCUCUAGAAGAUGGUUGACUCAAAGCCAAAGAGUCCCAUCUUCAUUUUUGCUUCAAACCAGACCGUUUCCUGAUUAUUCUCCUAAGAAGCCUACAAUUAGAGAUACUGAACUUAUCCAUGAUAUCACUGCUGUAAUUAAGUUGCGCCGUUCUGAGCCCCUUCAUCGCAUUCUAAAGGCUCAUGAAUCCAACUUUAGGUAUGAUCAUCUGAUUUGGGUACUGAUGAACAUUAAGAAUGACUACAAUCUGGUUUUGGCUUUCUUUGAUUGGGCACGAGUUCGUAGAGAACCAUCACUUGAAGCCCGUUGCAUUAUUAUUCACAUUGCUGUGGUGUCAAAUGAUCUUAGGCUGGCUCAUGAGCUGGUUCAUGAUUAUUUCUUGAACUCAAAGCUGGAGAUUGGCGUUAAAAUGACUCAAUUUACCCACCGGCUGAUAUACACGUAUAAGUACUGGGGACCAAACCCCAUUGCAUUUGAUAUAUUUUUUCAAGUCCUAGUGGAAAUUGGUCAUUUAAGUGAAGCAAGAAAACUAUUGGACAAAUUGUUGAGCUACGGACUAGUUGUCACUGUUGAUUCUUGUAAUGCUUUUCUUAGUCGCAUUGCUAACAAUUCUGAAGGAAUAGAGAUGGCAAUAAAGGUUUUUUGUGAAUAUGGUAUUAGUUGGAAUACUACGUCUUAUAACAUCAUUAUUUAUUCUUUAUGUCGAUUGGGAAAAGUAAAAGAAGCCCAUCGGUUACUCAUGCAGAUGGAUUUUAGAAGUUCUACACCUGAUGUUGUUAGUUAUAGUACUGUGAUUGAUGGAUAUUGUCAUUUGGGAGAAUUGAAGAAGGCAUUGAAGCUUAUGGAUGACAUGCAAAUAAAAGGACUUAAACCAAACCGUUAUACCUACAAUAGCAUAAUAUUACUUUUGUGUAAAAUUGGUAAGUCAUUUGAAGCAGAAAAGGUAUUGAGAGAGAUGAUGUCUCAAAAGAUUAUUCCUGAUAAUGUUGUCUACACCACUCUCAUACACGGUUUCUUCAAAUUAGGACAUGUUCGAACUGCAAACAAAUGGUUUGACGAAAUGCUGUCUAAGAAGAUCAGUCCUGAUUAUAUAACCUAUACAACUCUUAUCCAGGGAUUUGGUCAAGGUGGAAAGGUGAUAGAACCACAAAAUCUUUUCCAUGAAAUGAUUAGCCGAGGCUUAAAGCCUGAUGAAGUUACAUAUACAACACUAAUCGAUGUUUACUGCAAAGCAGGUGAGAUGGUGAAUGCAUUUUCUCUUCACAAUGAGAUGGUUCAAAUGGGAAUGACUCCAAACAUUGUUACUUACGGUGCCCUGAUUGAUGGCCUUUGUAAACAUGGAGAACUAGAUACAGCAAAUGAACUUUUGGAUGAGAUGCGGAAAAAGGGACUUCAACUGAAUGUUUGCAUUUAUAACUCAAUGGUAAAUGGUAUUUGCAAAGCAGGCAAUAUUGAACAAGCAAUAAAAUUGAUGAAAGAGAUGGAGGUAGCUGGGAUUGAUCCUGAUGCUAUCACUUAUACCACGGUCAUCGAUGCUUAUUGUAGAUUAGGAGAUAUUGAUAAGGCUCAUAAACUUCUUCAGGAGAUGCUGGAUAGAGGGCUUCAACCAACAGUUGUUACAUUUAAUGUUUUAAUGAAUGGGUUUUGUAUGUUGGGAAUGCUUGAAGAUGGCGAUAGACUCUUGGGAUGGAUGCUAGAGAAGGGCAUCGUGCCUGAUGCAAUAACAUACAAUACUCUUAUGAAGCAGCAUUGCAUUAGAAAUAGUAUGAAUACUACAACUAAGAUUUACAAGAGGAUGCGUAAUCAAGGAGUGGCGCCGGAUAGUAACACCUACAAUAUUUUAAUAAAAGGGCAUUGUAAGGCACGGAAUCUGAAAGAGGCAUGGUUUUUAUAUAAAGAAAUGAUUGAAAAAGGAUAUGUUCCCACUGUUACUUCAUAUAAUGCACUUAUAAAGAGGUUUUAUAAGAAAAAGAAAAUUUUGGAAGCAAGGGAACUUUUUGAAGAGAUGAGAGGACAUGGGUUGGUUGCUGAUGGAGAAAUAUACAAUUUCUUUGUUGACAUGUGCUAUGAAGAAGGAGAUGUGGAGAUAACUCUUAAUCUCUGUGAUGAAGCAAUCGAGAAAUGUCUUCUAAAUGAGAGAUAAAAUGAAACAGCCGGAGUCGUUUUAUAUUUUUCUGUAUAAUGAUCCAAACAUAUGCAAGGAGCGGACUUGCCGGAGAAAAUUUGCAUUCCCGUCUGUUUUCAGGUACAAGUCAUGUCAACAAAAUGCACCUCACACUCCUAGCACAUGCUCAACUUGUUUUGCUGGCAAUAUUUCUAUAGAAGCAAGAGCUUGGAUUAUGCCUAAUCUCUCAUAGAGAAGGAUGGAUUAUUCAAGCUUUCAGAAGACGAAGUUGAUACUAUAUGCACUUUGACUGGAGGUCCAGACGUGAAAAACCUUCUGAAAGAUGCUUGAACGGGCUCUAAAACAAGGCACAAACAUUACAUUCCUUAAAAAGGAGGAUAUGCGGAUUUUGGCGCAAUGCCAUAGGCUAAUAGCUCAGGACCUCUGCUUAUUUGAACCUAACGUGGCACACAAUGAUGAAUGGAACAUGUAACUUUGAAUCGCAGAAGGUGAGCUGGCUGGCUGAAGCUUGGACUAAUCUGUACUUGUAGAUAGCACAGGAUUUAAACCAACUACCAUUGCCAUUGUCACUGUUUCCAAGAAGAUUUUUGGUUGGCCUUUUUAUAGAGCAGCAGGUUGGUCAAGUUAUGGAAUUCAAGUUCAGCCCACAUGGGUUACAUUUGAGGCCAGUGCUCAUUACUCAUUUACUCCCAAAUUUUUAGCUCUCCCCCUCAAAAAUCCAUUUCACACCUCUUUUCAUCUCCCUCUCAUGAAGUUAGAACUUUAUAAAAAUAACACAAUCAACGUUGAUUCAAAUAUAUAAAAGAUAGUGAAAAUAUUCACAUUAAACUUA
Molecule: messenger RNA, 3776 nt
Organism: Cucumis sativus (cucumber)
Lineage: Eukaryota; Viridiplantae; Streptophyta; Magnoliopsida; Cucurbitales; Cucurbitaceae
Product: pentatricopeptide repeat-containing protein At1g05670, mitochondrial
Exons: 4
Coding region: 716-2962 (748 amino acids)
Molecular function (GO): protein binding
Source: RefSeq, a predicted model, not a curated record